Penicillium angulare is the source of this 3051-nucleotide messenger RNA. It is a transcript of the gene mph1, whose product is annotated as 3'-5' DNA helicase. Gene Ontology annotation, molecular function: 3'-5' DNA helicase activity; hydrolase activity; four-way junction DNA binding. Bases 1 to 3051 code for a protein of 1016 amino acids. Gene Ontology annotation, biological process: replication fork reversal; interstrand cross-link repair; double-strand break repair via synthesis-dependent strand annealing. NCBI's taxonomy places the organism in Eukaryota, Fungi, Ascomycota, Eurotiomycetes, Eurotiales, Aspergillaceae. The record is from RefSeq and is a predicted model, not a curated record. The transcript has a single exon.
AUGCGCUCGUCGGAAUAUGGGUCGGACUACUUUGAUGACGAUGACGACUUUGUAGUGCCCGACGAUAGCCAGGACUUGCCUGCAGCUCGACCAUCAAAGCGCCCUCGUUUACGAGCACCUACCCGCGAUAAAAACAGACAUGACGCCUCGUCAACGGACGGCUUUUCCGACAUAGAAGCCGAGGAAUACGAUGAACGAGCAACGAGCCAUGGCAAUCAAGCGCGCAAGUCCCGCAGCUUCGUCGCGAAAAAGAGCAACAUGCAAGAGAACAUAUUUGUCACCCAAUUAACACAACCCCAUUCCAGUCCUGAUCGAAUACGUGGACCAAGAUGGAAAAAACCGAACCCUCCUUCUCCUCCUCCGAACGAUAUACCUACUCCACAAGCUAGUGAGGGUGGCCACAUAUCCGAUAACUUCUCCGAUGACGAUGGCGCGCUGCAAGCGGCAUUGGCAGCCUCCAUGGACUCAUUUGAGGCUGAGAAUGCGGCCCGUCUUCCAAGCAGUCCUGGUAUCUCAAAAAACCCACCUCCUCAGAGACCCACGCUCUCCAUUCCUGGCCGAACUGAUCUCCAACAAAAUAGUUCAUUUGAGUUGGACGAUAUUCCGGACGGUGCUUUUGACUCUUCGCCCUCUUUGUCGCCAGUAACACGACCCGCUCAGACCUCAUUCUCCUCCACCAUUAGCAGGAAUCCCUCUUCUUAUCGACAAACCACUCUGUAUGGCAUGGUUUCAGCGAAUCCCCAAAUAGAUUUGGAUCCUGGACCUCCAGAAAAAGUCGAAUCUCCAACGCACCACAAAUUAAAUUACGAUGAGCUUACCACAUGGUGGUACCCUACGAACCUAGGGACUGUCAGAGACUAUCAAUUCAACAUCACCCAAAAGGGUCUUUUCCAUAACCUGCUCGUUGCCUUACCAACUGGUCUUGGAAAAACAUUUAUUGCGGCAACAGUUAUGUUAAAUUGGUUUCGUUGGACCAAAGACGCUCAAAUAAUUUUUGUUGCUCCAACAAAACCUUUGGUCUCUCAGCAGGUCUCUGCAUGUUUAGAUAUCGCGGGUAUUCCGCGUUCGCAAAGUACCAUGCUCACAGGAGGAGCGUCUCCCGGUAUCCGAGCACAGGAAUGGCAAUCAAAACGAGUGUUCUUCAUGACCCCUCAAACAUUGAUCAACGAUUUAAAGACCGGCAUUGCAGACCCUAAACGAAUUGUGCUUGUGGUGGUUGAUGAGGCUCAUCGCGCCACUGGAGGCUAUGCCUAUGUCGAGGUGGUCAGCUUCUUGCGACGAUUCAGCAACAGCUUCCGUGUUCUCGCACUGACCGCCACACCUGGUUCCACAGUCGAGGGCGUCCAAGCGGUCAUUGAUGGCUUAGAUAUCUCACGGGUUGAGAUUCGUACGGAAAAUUCCCUCGAUAUCCGAGAUUAUGUACAUGCCCGCAAUAUCGAAAUCGAGACCUUCGAGAAUUCAGAAGAAAUGACUUUCUGCUUGGAUCUUAUCUCGGAGGCUUUACAACCUCAGGUUGAUCAGCUGCAGAGGUUGAAUGCGUACUGGGGCAAAGAUCCCCUCAAGCUCACUGCAUUUGGAUUGACGAAAGCUAGACAGCAAUGGAUGGCAUCUGAUGCUGGUCGCAAUGCAAGCUUUGGGCUCAAGGGGAUGGUGAACUCCAUCUUUACUGUUUUGGCCAGCUUAGCCCAUGCCAUCGACUUGUUGAAAUACCACGGCAUCAUUCCUUGCUAUCGUCAUUUGACUCACUUCAGAUCAAAUACGGACGGCCAAAAAGGUGGCAAAUAUCAGAAACAAAUCAUUCAGCACGAAAGUUUUAAAAAGCUCAUGUCUCAUAUUGAUCCCUGGUCUAAAAACGACGAGUUCAUUGGCCAUCCCAAAUUGGAAUACCUCAAAUCUGUCAUAUUAAACCACUUCCUGGAUGCAGGUGAAGGGGCUGAAAACGUUGACAACUCUAAAGCUACUACCCGUGUUAUGAUUUUCGUUCAUUUUCGUGACAGUGCCGAGGAGGUAACUCGAGUAUUGAAAAGAUAUGGGCCCAUGAUUCGACCACACAUCUUCGUCGGGCAAUCAAGCGCCAAGGGCUCCGAGGGAAUGAACCAGAAAACCCAGCUCGACAUCAUCACUAAAUUCAAAGCCGGUACUUACAAUACUAUCGUUGCAACUUCCAUCGGUGAAGAAGGUCUAGAUAUCGGAGAAGUCGAUCGUAUCGUGUGCUACGAUUCUUCUGCUUCGCCCAUCCGAAUGCUUCAACGAAUGGGUCGAACUGGUCGUAAACGAGCGGGAAAUAUCACUCUACUUUUGAUGAAAGGCAAGGAGGAAGACUCAUACACAAAGGCCAAAGAUAACUAUGAGAAGAUGCAAGAAAUGAUUGCCAGUGGUGCUCGCUUUAUCUUUCAUGACGACCGAUCUGCUCGUAUCCUGCCCGCUGGAAUUAGACCUCUACCCGACAAACGCAUCAUCGACAUACCACAAGAAAAUUCCCAGCACGAAUUACCGGAGCCCAAACGGAAGGGUCGCGUGCCAAAGCGACCACCUAAGAAAUUUCAUAUGCCCGACGAUGUCGAGACUGGGUUUACGCGCGCUUCCACUCUGGCAGAUGAUGGUACACAGAAACCCAAACCUUCCAAGACACCCAAGAGAAAGUCCACAACACCCAAGGAAAAUCCAACAGCGCCUAAAGAGAAGUCGGCGGCGCUUAAAGAGAAACCAGCAGCUCCCAAAAAGAAACCAACGGCGUCCAAGGCAAAGCCAAAGCAAAACCCUGGCCUUGAACCAGUGCAAAAACCGAGCACGGAUGAAAUCUUCGUGUCACCAAGUGCAAUACGGGACUACCAGAAAGCCCAGCAAGAAGCCGGGGAUACUACGAACCCCCGUACUGGUUUCUGGCCUCGUCCAGAAAGGUCAGUCAGGAAAUCCGUCAGGCCGACGAGCCUGGUGGCCCAUAGCUCUCUGACCGAUCGCAUCAGUAAAGUCAUUCGCAACUUGGACCGCACCAGUCCUGAUCGCAAUAAAUUUGAUUGGAACGAUGAAGAGUACAUAGAUAUAGAUUAG